CACACACUCAUUAGAUCUAUAGAGAGUCACUUUUGUCACUUUGAAAUUUGCUUUCUCAACACUUAGACAAGGAUUUUGAAGGAAACUUAAAAAUGAGCGACAACGACAAUACUCAAUAUUUGCAUAAUGAACUUGGUUCUCCAUCAACUUGUGCUACCAAUGAAAAGCUUAAAACUAGAAGUAGAUCGCAGAAAGAAAUUUUGAAGAUUAUGGAAGAAAAUGAAGAUGUUAACAAAGCUCAACAGACACUACCACCAAGCAAUAGCUCUAAGAAGAUUGCAGAAAGGAAAAGGAAAAAAGACCCAUCAAAAAAGGUGUCAACUUCAACAAGGAAGAAAAGAAAAACUUCUAAUGAGAAGAGUAAAGUUGGACAAAAUGAAGUUUCCACACUACAUGUGAACAAAACUAAAGGAAAAUCGAAAUUGGAAUGCAAAUACAAUAAAAAGAAAAUCAAUAAAAAUAGCAAACAUGGACAAGGAGAAGCCCCUCCAACUUACCCGCCUCAACAAUUCAUAGGUCUUUAUAUUUGCAAGGAAUAUAAUGGAGUUAGAAAUUUGGGAACUGUUCUUUCCUAUGAUCCUAAAACAAAGUUAUUCCAAAUUUUGUAUGAUAAUGACAAGACAAAUGAUAUGGAGCUAGCUGAAAUUUUGAAAAGUAAGGCAACUGCGAAAGAUAUAUUUGAGGCUCGACAAACAUUACAAUUAAGCAAUAGUUCUGAGAAGAACACUAAUGAAGAAAUGGAAAAAGCUACAAUAAGUGAAGAGGAAUAAACUCCAAUAAGGAAGAUAAAAAGUGCAUCAAAUUAAAAAGGAAGGUCCAUGGGUUGCUUCCAAGGUUUCGAACAACUAGCAACAAUUAUAUUAUAGAUGACUCUAGAUAAAUAAUCUUAUGUGUUUUUUUGGGUUAGUGUAAGUGCACUUAUAUUUUUUAUGGUAACUAUAUUUGGACACCUAUAUAAUACAAACACU
This is a messenger RNA of Cajanus cajan (pigeon pea), 968 nucleotides long. The record is from RefSeq and is a predicted model, not a curated record. Lineage: Eukaryota; Viridiplantae; Streptophyta; Magnoliopsida; Fabales; Fabaceae.